UGCUUCUCUCAGUCUUCUAGUCUAAACAAGCACAUGCGAGUCCACUCUGGAGACAGACCAUACCAGUGUGUGUAUUGUACAAAGAAGUUCACCGCGUCCAGCAUCCUCCGCACACACAUCAGGCAGCACUCCGGGGAGAAGCCGUUCAAAUGCAAGUACUGUGGGAAAUCGUUUGCGUCCCAUGCUGCCCACGACAGCCACGUCAGGCGCUCACACAAGGAUGACGAGGGCUGCUCCUGCGGCGUCUGUGGGCAAACCUUCUCAGAUCCGGAAGCUUUCUACGCACACAUGAAGUGUCAUGGAGACUGCUAGCCCUCGGCCAGGGACUCGGAUGACCUCUCUUGUUCUGGAUGUGUCAUGUGAGCACAUGCUAGGACCACGGAAUGAGAGGGAAAGACGAAGCCACCACUUCACUGAACUUAUCAGUGUACUGACGUGGCUUCAACAAAAAUAAAAUUGUGAUGGACUUCUCCUAGAAACCGAAAACUUGAGCAUCUGGAAACCAGCAUGUACCCUGAGUGACUGUGGACAUCCCUGAAGUUCACUUCCUAGAUUUUGUGAGGAUUAAAAAAAGGCAUUUUUCUACUGCCUUGGGCUCCCAUGGUACUGC
Molecule: messenger RNA, 610 nt
Organism: Tupaia belangeri chinensis (Chinese tree shrew)
Lineage: Eukaryota; Metazoa; Chordata; Mammalia; Scandentia; Tupaiidae
Product: PR domain zinc finger protein 14-like
Exons: 2
Coding region: 34-312 (92 amino acids)
Biological process (GO): regulation of transcription by RNA polymerase II
Cellular component (GO): nucleus
Molecular function (GO): RNA polymerase II transcription regulatory region sequence-specific DNA binding
Source: RefSeq, a predicted model, not a curated record